Lichtheimia ornata is the source of this 1086-nucleotide messenger RNA. RefSeq lists its product as uncharacterized. NCBI's taxonomy places the organism in Eukaryota, Fungi, Mucoromycota, Mucoromycetes, Mucorales, Lichtheimiaceae. The record is from RefSeq and is a predicted model, not a curated record. The coding region runs from base 1 to 1086 and encodes 361 amino acids. Gene Ontology annotation, cellular component: cytoplasm. The transcript has 4 exons. Gene Ontology annotation, molecular function: saccharopine dehydrogenase (NAD+, L-lysine-forming) activity.
AUGGAACAUCGUGCUGCAUUGACACCUGCCACUGUUAAAAAGUUGAUGGAUGCUGGAUUCAAGAUCACUGUGGAACGCUCUGAUCAACGUAUUUUUGAUGAUGAGGAAUAUGCAAGAGUGGGUUGUCCUCUUGUUGCACCUUUGAGCUGGAAGACCGAUGCACCGGCGGAUGCAUACAUUGUCGGCCUUAAAGAGCUGCCUGAGAACGAUGACUCACCUUUGCGUCACAAGCACAUUUUCUUUGCUCACUGUUUCAAGAAUCAAGGUGGAUGGCGUGAAUUACUGCAACGAUUCGACGUGGGUAAAGGCACAAUCCUGGAUCUCGAGUUCUUGAAUGACGACAAUGGCAAGCGUGUUGCUGCAUUCGGAUACAUGGCAGGCUUUGCUGGUUCAGCAGUUGGCAUUGACGUGUGGUGUCACCAAAAGAUCCAUGGUGGUAAAAAGUCGUAUGGCGUUAUCAAGCCUUAUCCCAAUGAAGAUGCAUUGAUCAAGUACACCAAAGAACGUUUGGCAGCUGCAGCGGCGGCAAAUGAUGGCAAGAUGCCCAAGGUCUUGGUGAUGGGUGCAUUGGGUCGUUGUGGCACUGGUGCUUGCAACUUUGCACGUAAAGCUGGUGUGCCUGAGGAGAACAUUAUCAAGUGGGAUAUCAAUGAAACCAAGAAAGGUGGCCCUUUUCCCGAGAUCUUGGAUGCAGACAUUUUUGUCAAUUGUAUCUAUUUGACCAAGAAGAUUCCUCCUUUCCUUACACGCGACUUGGUGAAUGGUCCUCGCAAUUUGUCGGUCAUUUGUGAUGUUUCAUGCGAUACAACGAAUCCCAACAAUCCUGUGCCAUUGUACUCGAUUAAUACUACAUUUGACAACCCUACCGUUCCGGUCGAGACCUCAAACCCAUAUCCAUUGGACGUCAUUUCUAUCGAUCAUCUGCCGACCUUGUUACCGCGUGAGUCGUCGGACAUGUAUUCACAUGACCUCUUGCCCACUAUGCUCGAACUCAAGGAGCGACAUACUUCACGCACUUGGCAGGAUGCGGAAAAGCUGUUUCACCAAAAAUUGAUUGCAUCACGCACACCCAACGCUCGCUUGUAA